This is a messenger RNA of Anopheles arabiensis, 839 nucleotides long. RefSeq lists its product as uncharacterized. NCBI's taxonomy places the organism in Eukaryota, Metazoa, Arthropoda, Insecta, Diptera, Culicidae. The record is from RefSeq and is a predicted model, not a curated record. The transcript has 2 exons. The coding region runs from base 113 to 772 and encodes 219 amino acids.
CGAACCAGGGCCGCUGCUCAGAACUUCCGCCGUCUGUCUUAGUACGUUUUUAUCGCUCGAAGAACGGACAUAGGGUUGAGCGCUGCCGAGAACUUUUCCGAAGCGAGACGAGAUGACCCUUGCAGCCCGUUUUGUGUUAAGCGCUGUCCUACUGUUAGCCACGUGCUUCGCCAUUCCGGUGGCUCAAAAUGGUACCGGGCUCGGUGCGGCGCUCACUAACAUCGCCAACAGCUUCGUGGUGGUGAGCGAGGAUGUAGAACUGGAGCCCCACCCGACCAGCAGCGGUGGCCACGGGGAGGAAUCUACUGUGCCGGAAGCGCAAAGCGUGCUGCAUCUCGAAUCGGCCAACGUGCUUCCCUCGCUCGUGCACAUUUCGCUCACGCCCGAGGAGCACCACAUAAAGGCGGAAACGGCCGAGCUGGUGUACACCAACGAUACCGAUGCGCAGGGCGUGGUAAAGAUAACGAUCGUGUCGGAGGAAGAGGACUUUUCCGGCGAUUCCACCACGGACACAGCGACCGUACGGGAGGAAGAUGAUGACGUCGUUACUACGGAGGAAACCACCACUGAGGAGGAGGAGGAUGAGCUUACGACGCUAGAGCCACAGAGCAGCUCCAGCAGUAGCGCGACGACCGUUGGAUCCACUGCGCCACCGGAACCGAUCCUGACCGUGCUCGGUGCGGAUGAAGUGGACAAGGACAGGGAGGAGGAAAUUAAGGAAAACAUUAAGGAGGUGGAAGCAAUGCCAGUGAUAUUGACCGUAGGCGUUUAGCGGUGCCUUUCUGCUUUGUGUUUUUCAAAAUAAAUGAAUUAUUUUUCACGAGUUAUCUCUUCUUCCA